GUUCACGGAUCUUGCCUCCUCAGCUCUCUUCUUUAUUACAACUUGUUGUCUCCUACUAUUUAACCACCCAACCGCUCUCUGCUCUUCCUCUACAUACCAAUUAACCACUUUACAUACACACAUACAACCUCAAAAUCCACAUAAUCUUUACGACUUUAAUCCCAUCGAAAUGGCUUCCUGGGUACGAGCAAUCACUACUCCUUUCAGGAAAGCUCGCACGUUGUUCAAUCAUCAGCCCAGAGACAAGAACUCCCAGCAACAACCUGGCGAAUAUGAGAGUAGGAUGACAGCAGAUUUGCAUGGUGAAGUUAUGGCUUGUGGAUAUGAAGAUGUUCAUGUGAUGUGGUCAAUCUUGGACAAAUCCCGGCCCAGAAGCUUGCAGUGUUAACCCUUCUUUCAAUCCUGGCCAUACCGUUUCAAUACCUGGUUCAGAUCAUUCUCGGGUUUAUCAACUGUCUCAAACUGUUGAGUUUAGCAUUUUUUUUUUUAAUCCAAUAGUUUGGAGUCUAUUAGUUUUGUAUAUGGAAUUGAUCAAUCUUGUUAAUGUGGUCGGAAGAAGUUGACGCCCAAAACAAGAAGAAAAUUGGUGGCAA
This is a messenger RNA of Ipomoea triloba (trilobed morning glory), 593 nucleotides long. RefSeq lists its product as uncharacterized. The transcript has 2 exons. The coding region runs from base 170 to 388 and encodes 72 amino acids. The record is from RefSeq and is a predicted model, not a curated record. Lineage: Eukaryota; Viridiplantae; Streptophyta; Magnoliopsida; Solanales; Convolvulaceae.